Cooperia oncophora is the source of this 258-nucleotide messenger RNA. The record is from the annotation of a GenBank genome assembly. NCBI's taxonomy places the organism in Eukaryota, Metazoa, Nematoda, Chromadorea, Rhabditida, Trichostrongylidae.
AUGACGUCAUUCCCUGUGUUGAACGCGCUCUUUGCACCGGCUGUUUACAUCCCCAUGCUUAUAUGUCAACCCUUUCUGGCCGGUUAUCUUAUCAGGAAUCUUCCUGAAACCAAACAGCGUCCAGUUUACGAAAUAGUGCACACCUUCAAGGAGGAAGUUCGUUCGCGGGCAAAUACGCGUGUGUCAAUGUCAAUCUCGGAACGCACACCACUUCUGAAAGCACGAGCUGGUUCCACUCCUCCACUCAUCAAUAUUUGA